AUGUCAGGGAUACUCAGUUCGGGGUUGAAUGGAUCAAAUUCAAACCUUCCAGAUAACACUGGAAGAGCUUUCACAACUUCCUUUUCCGCUCAGUCUGGUUCUUCUGGAGCCGUAUUGAAUCAAUCUGCAGGAAAUGUUCAAGGACUUCACAACAUGCAUGGUGGUGGCUUCAACAUGUCUAAUAUACCUGGGCCCUAUGCCUCAAGGAAUUCGGCUAAUCUUGGUGGUCUCCCGAACGGUGUCCAGCAAGCACCAGGAAGUAUGUCCAAUGGGAGAUAUGCAAUUAACGGUCUUCCUAAUGCACUUCCUCAGCUAUCUCUUGGAAGUUCGCAUGGGCAUUCAGGUGUUACAAAUACUGGGGGUCCAGGUGUCAUGCCAAAUAUGGGAAAUACAGGGCGUAUUACAAACUCUAUCGGUGGUCUUGUCAGCGGGGGAAAUACUUCAAGGGGUGCUAGUACUGGGGUGGCAAACAUCCCUGGCCUUGCUUCUCGCUUGAACCUGACGGCUCCACAGGUGGUAUCAAUGCUAGGCAAUUCUUAUUCAGGCGGUGGUGUACCGCUCUCCCAGAAUCAGUUUCAAGCUGGAAACAACAAUUUUAGUUUUAUGGCAUUACUAAACGAUUCAAAUGCCCAUGAUAAUGCUACAUUUGAUGUUAAUGACUUUCCUCAGCUGUCUGGGCGUCCUCCGUCGGCUGGUAGCUCUCAUGGUCAAUUAGGUUUGAUGCAAAAGCAUAAUAUUGGUUUUGCCCAACAGAAUCAAGAAUUCAGCAUUCAGAAUGAAGAUUUCCCUGCUUUGCCUGGAUAUAAAGCAGGCGGUCUUAACGUUGGGGGUGGUGGUGAAUAUACCAUAAAUGCACACCAAAAAGAACAGAUGCACGACAGUAUGGCAAAUUUAAUGCAGUCUCAGCAAUUAUCUAUGGGUAGAGCUUCCGGAUUCAAUUUUGGGGGCUCGUAUUCAUCUCACCAUCCUCAGCAACACCGUGCUUCGUCCAUGAAUGGCACAGGGGUUUCUUAUCUAACGUCAGGCAAUCAAGAUCUUCAUUUUCAUGGUCCUGAGCAGUAUCAGCAAUUCCAACAAUCUCAAUCGCGUUUCAUUAAUCCAUUUAGAGAUAAAGAGAUGAAGCCGACUCAGAGUUCUCAAAGUUUACCAGAUCAAUAUGGAAUGCUUGGUUUAUUAAGCAUCAUAAAGAUGGUCAACCCAGCUUUGACCUCUCUUGCACUGGGAAUUGAUCUAACAACUCUUGGCCUGAAUCUAAACUCAUCUGAGACACUUCACAAAAAGUUUGCAUCUCCCUGGUCUGAUGAGCCUGUUAGAGGAGAGCCGGAGUACAACGUUCCUGAGUGUUAUUAUGCAAAACAAACUCCUCCAUUAAAGCAAAGUUACUUUGCAAGAUUCCGUCCAGAAACUUUGUUCUAUAUCUUUUACAGCAUGCCAAAAGAUGAGGCCCAGCUAUUUGCAGCAAAUGAACUUUACAAUAGAGGGUGGUUCUACCACAGAGAGCUAAGGCUGUGGUUCACGAGAGUGAAGAAUAUGGAGCCUCUUGUAAAGACAAAUAGUUACGAGAGAGGCUGCUAUUUUUGUUUCGAUCCCAAUAAUUGGCAGACAGCAAGAAAGGAUAACUUUGUCUUGCAAUAUGAAAUGGUUGAGAAACGACCCGCCCUGCCUCAGCAGCAGAUGUAA
Molecule: messenger RNA, 1680 nt
Organism: Striga hermonthica
Lineage: Eukaryota; Viridiplantae; Streptophyta; Magnoliopsida; Lamiales; Orobanchaceae
Source: the annotation of a GenBank genome assembly